This is a messenger RNA of Eucalyptus grandis, 3047 nucleotides long. Its product is annotated as receptor-like protein EIX2. NCBI's taxonomy places the organism in Eukaryota, Viridiplantae, Streptophyta, Magnoliopsida, Myrtales, Myrtaceae. The record is from RefSeq and is a predicted model, not a curated record. Gene Ontology annotation, molecular function: protein binding.
AUGGCUCAUAAGAUCUCCUGCACUAAACUUCUUCCUCUCCUAGUCCUAUCAGGACUUCUAUUUCCUGGAACUGUAAAGUCUGCACUUUCCAGUGGGUUAAUCGCUUCAGGUUGCUUCGAAAGUGAAAGAGAAGCACUCGCCAAGUUGAAAGGUGGCUUCACGGAUCCUUCAGGCCGGCUUGCUUCAUGGGUCGGGAAAGAUUGCUGCCAAUGGAGAGGAAUUGUAUGCAGCAACCUGACUGGGCGAGUCAUUGAGAUUAAUCUCCACAACCCAUAUGUGGAUGAUAAUCUAAGCGGCGAUCUCAAGCCAGGACAAGCGCUGGGGGGUGAGAUCAGUCCUUCUCUGCUUGAUGUAAAAGAGUUGAAGUACUUGGAUUUGAGCAUGAACAAUUUUGGAGGCACCAAACUCCCAGGUUUCAUCGGUACCCUAAAGCAGCUGAGAUACCUCAAUCUGUCGGGUGCAUCUUUUGGUGGAACAAUCCCUCUGAGUCUCAAAAAUCUUUCGAGACUGCAGCAUCUGGACCUCAGCAAUUCUUUUGCCGAAUCAAACCGAAAUGAUCUUCUCUGGCUUCCUGGCCUUUCUUCCCUUAGAUAUCUUAAUCUUGGAGCCAUUGAUCUCAGUAAAUCCGCCGAUCAUUGGCUUCCAGCUAUCAAUUCGCUACCUUCUCUCACAGAGUUGCGCUUGCCCAACUGUUUCCUCUCAAAACUUCCUCUUUCUCUUCCAUUCAUCAACGUCACAUCGCUUGAGGUCCUUGAUCUCUCGAACAAUGACUUCAACUAUGAGUUUGCUAAUUUAGCAUCCCUCCAAGAACUCGACAUGUCCCAGAAUUCGUACCUCAAAGGUCGGCUCCCGAAAUCCUUGGGGAGCUUAUGUGAUUUGAGUGUCCUAAAGCUUUCUGUCAAUAGAAUCGCUGGUGAUAUAACUGAUUUUAUCAAUGGGUUUGCUCGAUGCAACGAUAGCCAGUUGGAGAAUCUGGACUUGGGGAACAAUCAGUUGUCUGGUAAUCUGCCAGAUUCUCUAGGAAACCUGAAGAAGUUAAGGUAUCUCCAAUUUUCGUUUAAUUCAUUUCAAGGUUCUAUUCCACGGACGAUUGGAAACUUGUCGUCUUUGAAAGAGUUUUAUGUUGCCAACAAUGGGAUGAGUGGGAUUCCUGAAAGUUUUGGGCAACUGUCGGCGUUGGUCGCGGUGGAUCUCUCUAAGAACUUGUGGGAAGGAGUCGUGACGGAGCGCCACCUGGCAAAUCUCUCGAGCCUUACGGAUCUUGACUUGGAUAAAGUGUAUCUAAACAUUUCCUUGGCAUUUAACAUAGCCCCCAGUUGGAUUCCUCCCUUCAAGCUUGGGUACCUGAACAUCAGGGCUUGCCAAUUGGGUCCUGAGUUUCCUACUUGGCUCAGGAAUCAAAACCACCUCAAGACCAUUGUGUUGCGCAAUGCUAAGAUUUCAGGAACCAUACCCGAUUGGUUCUUCCAGUUGAAUCUGCAAUUAGAUGAACUAGACGUCGCGUAUAAUCAACUCACUGGCAAGCCGCCCACCUCUCUGACAUUUGUAGACUCUGUCCUUGUCGACUUGAGUGUGAACUCUUAUGAAGGUCCUCUUCCUACGUGGUCUUCCAACGUGACAACACUGUAUCUCAGAGAUAAUCGCUUCUCCGGUCCCAUUCCUCCGAACAUUGGCGAACUCAUGCCUUACCUGACAGAUUUAGACAUAUCUCAGAAUGCCCUAAAUGGUACCAUUCCCUCGUCCAUUGGGAAUAUGGCCAAUUUGACAACCUUGGUCAUCUCCAACAACUACCUAUCCGGAGAAAUACCCCGGUUCUGGAGCAACUUGUCCUUGCUGUAUAUUCUUGACACAUCGAGCAAUGGCCUUUCAGGUCCAAUACCAAGCGAGGUCGGCUUUCUUUCCUUUCUCAAGUUAUUGAUUCUCAGUAACAACAAUCUCUCUGGCAAACUUCCAUCCUCCUUGCGAAACUGCAGCUCUUUGGACAGUCUCGACCUAGGUGAGAACAAGUUCUCGGAAAAUAUUCCCGCAUGGAUUGCAGAGAGCAUUCCUUCGUUGCUGAUUUUGCGUCUGCGGUCCAAUUCAUUUACCGGGAAAAUUCCUCCUCAGAUAUGCCGUCUUUCGAAUCUCCACAUAUUAGACCUCUCUCACAACAGCUUGUCAGGAUCAAUUCCGCUGUGCAUUGGAAACUUAACAGGCUUGAAAGUGGAGCUCACGGAUGCCGACACAGAGAGGUACGAGGGACGCUUGACCGUGGUGGCCAAAGGACGGUUUGUUGAAUAUGACGAAAAGAUUCUUUACCUCGUCAACAGUUUGGAUCUCUCGGACAACCGCUUGUCUGGGGAGAUUCCUGAAGCGAUAACGAACCUCGUGAGGUUGUGGACCUUGAAUUUGUCCAUGAACCAUCUCACUGGAAGAAUACCGAUCGACAUUGGGAAGUUGGAAGGGCUAGAAACUCUCGACUUAUCGAGCAACAAUAUCUCGGGACCACUUCCUCCGAGCAUCACCGCUUUAACAAAGCUGAAUCACUUGAAACUGUCAUACAACAACUUGUGGGGGAGAAUCCCGACGGCCAACCAGUUCCAAACCCUCAACGACCCAUCGAUUUACGAGGGCAACGUCGGCCUCUGUGGGAUUCCAUUGCCAGAGUUAUGCCCGGGAGACGAGAAACAGCCACAAUCUCCUGACGAUGGCAUCGGAAACACCAAGAGCAAAGACGGAGGCGAUGAUCUCGAACGUUUGUGGCUCUUCCUGAGCACUGGGCUCGGUUUCUUUGUCGGGUUCUGGGGUGUCUGCGGCCCUUUGAUGGUAAAGAAGUCCUGGAGAGAGGCUUACUACGGUUACAUCGACAGAAUGAAGAACAAGCUAAUUGUUGCUGCAUUCAUCGCACGUCGGACGGACUAGUAUGCAAGCAUGUAUUCAGGGAUUUGACUCAGGGCUUCCUAUCAUUAGACCUUUUAUGGAUGUUGUAGCUAAGCAUAGGGAACAUACUCCACAUGUUUCUGGCAUAAUAAAACGAGCCCUGGGCAGUAAGAGAAGACUGAAUUCUA